AAAACAACAUGACUGAUAACUACAAUACAUCGCCCGGUUUAAUAUUUGAGAAUAAUUAUCAGUUAGAUGAAGACGAUGUUCGUUUAUUUAAUAGUUUAAUAAAUUAUGACACUGAAGAAGAAUUUAUAGCAGAAGAACCCCUUAUACAAGUAAAUAAUAAACAAAGAUCAUUACGUAAUAAUAUAAAUGGUGUUAAUGAUAAUGAUACAAGAAAAUAUAUAUUACAAGUUGUUGAACAACCAUAUCAAUGUCGUAUGUCUGGUGUUGGUGAUGAUAAAGAUAGAAGGCCUAUAGAUCCUGCUCCUAUUGUAAAGUUAACAGUCGUAGAUAAAGAAGAUAUUGAAUGUCCAUUUUAUAUACUUCAUGUUACACUUUGGUCAACAAAUAUGAAAAUACAAUAUGAUGUCUUGAGAAGUCUAGUAUCAGAUACGCCCUUUAAAGUUUUAAUUGGUUCACUUGUUAGUUCACCUUCCCUUUUAAAAGAUUUAGAUAAUGAAAAGGCUUACUAUUUUGCUUUUCCUGAUCUGUCAGUUCGUACUACAGGUCAAUAUUGCUUAAAGUUUAGUUUGAUUCAUUUAAUAAGGUAUAUCACAUUGUCAUAUAUUACUAACUUUAAUAAUGAACACGCAUAUACACACAUAAACACACAUACACACAUACAUUUGCAUAUACAGAAAUAAAGUGAUCCGUGAAGUCUUUUCGGAGCCAUUUACUGUUUAUACAGCAAAAGGAUACCCAGGAAUGAAAGAAUCAAGUCAAUUAUCACGUCAUUUAGCAAAACAAGGUUUAAAGUUAACAAUCCGUACACAACUUAGAUCAAAGAAAAAAUAAAAAAAAAGUAUUCAUGUGUAGUACAUAAAUAAAUUAUAUGAGAUAAAAUUAAUUCUUUAUUUUCUCUAUAAUCAUUUGACGCACCUUCUUCGGUAAAUGUCAUAAUAUUCAACUCUUCAUUGCCAUACUCAUAAGUUAUCAAAGCUUACUCAUACUAGUAAAAAAAAAAAAAAAAAAAAAAAAAAAAA
Molecule: messenger RNA, 1019 nt
Organism: Cokeromyces recurvatus
Lineage: Eukaryota; Fungi; Mucoromycota; Mucoromycetes; Mucorales; Mucoraceae
Product: velvet factor-domain-containing protein
Exons: 5
Coding region: 9-680 (223 amino acids)
Source: RefSeq, a predicted model, not a curated record